UGAAUAAAAAUCUCAAACAAAACUACUUUAUCUGAUGGACGGCCGGCAGCCCACAGAUUGGUAUUGAUUCUGAAAAUAUAUUUGACAUUAAUAAAAUGGACUUCUCUGGAUGCUGUUGCCAACUAGAUCUAGAUCUAGAUUAGAUCUAGAUCUAGAUCUAGAUCUAUUGACUUCGACGUGAUCAAGAAUUUUUCAAAGGAUCGUGCCGCUGAUUCUAUGAACGACCAUGGAUUCAGAGAAAAUCGAAAGGCUGCGAGAGAGACUUCUUCAGUGUGCAGUGUGUAUGGAUGAAUAUAAAGAUCCAAGAAUAUUACCAUGCCACCAUACUCUAUGUUUUGAGUGCAUAGAAAGUGUUGUCCAGUCCUCGUCUGCUUCUGGUCGAUUUUUCCGCUGCCCCCAAUGCAGGUCUGAUGUCUGUGUUCCCCGUGGAGGAGUGGGGGAUAUGCCGAUUAAUUUUUACAUCAUCAGUCUUCAAGAUGAGCUUGGAGCAAAAGGAUAUGCAGGGAACUGUGAUAUCUGUGAGCGUGAUUGGCUAGUGUCGCAAUUUCGCUGUAUUGACUGUGACCUGGACAUCUGCAGAUUCUGUAUUCAUGCACAUCGGCUGGAGACUCACACUGAACCUCCAAAAAUCUUGAGAAUUGAAGCCAAAGCAAAUACUUUUCAAUUUGCUUCAAAUCGUGUUUGCAGGGAACAUGCAGACGAAAUACUUCAGAUGUUCUGUUGUACUUGUCACGAAGCCAUAUGCGUUACAUGCUCUUGUGGUGAUCAUAAACGGCACAAUGUGGUUCCUAUUACUGUUAAACUACAAGAAUCUAAAACAUAUCUACAAGCAGAAUUGGACCGCCUCACCACAGAGAAACGAAGUGCGGUUAAAGUUGCUGAGCUCAUCCAGAAGACCAAAGAAGAAGUGGUGGAAGUGUCAAAUCGCUCAAUGCUCGCUUUGGAUGCUGCAGCCCAUAGAGCCUGUGCAGCCAUCAUGAACAGAAAGUCAGAAUUGAACAAGCAGAUCCUGCAUUCAGAGAAAGGGCAGGUGAACAGCAUUGCUGAUGCAAUGAACGAUUUUAAACUUUACACUCAGAGACUUGAUCGUGGUUUGGCUUUUUUGUCUGACUUGCAAGAUAAUGACAUAUGUUUGGAGGUUGUGGACACAUACAAAGAUUUUUCAAACAAAAUGGAGUCGAUGCGGAAGACUUUUGCAUCCAAUCACGUUCGUUUACAACAUAAUAUUUUCACAGCUUCUGACCAUACAAAUACCAUAAAGCUUCCAGGUGGACUCUCAGACCAUUUUAUCUUUUAUGGCAAGCUUGGACACAUGUCCUGGAAAUCCUUUUGUUUGUCUAUAGAUCCAAGAUCUUUAACAGUAACAAAAAGGUUAAGAGGGGUGUCUCGUUUAUCAGAAAGUGUCAUAGUUAAGCGUUUUGCUCAAUGUAUUUUUGCUUUCAUUGUGUGCCAGUUUAUUCUUUUCAUUUGGGACACCACAGGGGCUUAUGACUUGAUAAACAGCCAGUUUUGUGCCUUAUUAUUAGUUUUGUCUAACAUGCUGAACUGGUAAAGUCCUUUGCGGAGAAAUUGAAAGGGACUGCUGUUCUCACUAGUAGCACUGCACCUUUUUGUUCAUCAACAUAGAUGCCAGAUCAUCAAAGUCCAGAUCUUCCAUUUUCAUUGCUAGUGUCCUUUGAAUCCCUCUGGCGUGUUGGGAAGUGUUUUUUUUUCAUAAUCCAGUGUAAUGUGACUUGGAACAGGAAUGAGGUCAGCUAACUACCUUACCUAACUUUUUGUCUCUAUGUCUCCAAUGGAUCGUUCAGUUGUCCUCCAUUCACAUUCAUGGGCUGCUGGAGGGAGCCACGAGUAAGACCUGGAGGUUUUCUUUCUCUUACUGGUAUAUACUUGAACUGUUUGUCUAUCUUUCGUUAUCUGUGCAAAAAAAGAGACAUUUUUCAUGUGCAUUUUGUUUGUUCAAAUCUUGAUCAAAACUAUUCACAGUAUUAUUAAACUACCAUACUGGUAUUCGUAAGAGGGAUAACGGGUUUAUACCUUUGUAAUCCUUACUUUCCUGGAAGUUUCCUUUCUUUGGCAUCCUAACAAAGUAUCAUUCUUUUCAGUUUUGGGGUAUCUUGCCUUAGUCCCCCAAAGUAUUUCUCAGCCAUUGUGUAGUCUCAGCAGAUGUUUCUACCUCUGGUUUGAUUACUUGCUGUAGUAUUCCUUCUCAACCUAAGGCUUUGCCUGCUUCUGCAGAGUUAAUGAUCUUUUUCAUAUUUUCUACAUCUGUUUUACAGGUUGAAUAUCAGGGGAUAGUGCAGGCUCUGAUCUAUUCAGAAGUUUCCUGAAAAUGUUCCACCCAUCAUAUAUUCUGUUUCUCUUCGCUUGUAACAAUGUUUCCAUUCUCGUCUUUUAUUGACAUGUCUUGAUUCUGGAGCUUAUCUUCUCUUCUUUCUGGUCCUGUUUACCCCUACCACAGUUCUGGAACCAGUUGCCUUCUCUAAUUCCUUUACCAAUUCUUCUGUGUAGCUUCUCUUAUUUUCUUUGACAUUUGCAUUUGCAUCUUUCAUAGUUUGAGAGUAUUCCUUUAGAGCCGCUCUAGUUUUGUUGUUGUUUAAUACAUCUUUCUUUCUUAUCCUAAGUCUUAGGUGCUCAUAGUGAUUCUUGAUUUGAACCAGUAUCUGUGGUGCAAUAGCUAGGCUUUUCGCAAUUGCACACAAAGGACAUGAGUUUGAUUCUCAGGUUGAGGAAUUUAUUUCUUUGAGCAUCUCUGUCUUUUGCUAGCUUUCUAAUUCUUACUCUUCCUUGAUUGACCUUGGCAGGCAGAGCUGAAGUGGCCCACAUCUAUUGUAUUCGCAGGGGUGUCAAACACUUACUACAUGGUACUAUGGCUCCUGAUUGCUUUUGCUCUUUUCUAAUGUAUCCGGCAUACCAUUGUCCAACAUAUCUUGACCGUUUUCUAGUUUUGCAGUUUUACUUCAGAGUUCUUGCUUUUUUUAGGGAUUUCCUUCCUCUGUGGCUGCCAACACUGGCAACAUGUUCUUUACAGUGUUAUUUUCUGGGAUAUGUCCCUUUAUGAUUUCACUUUGCAUUUGAGUCUGCAGUUAGUGUUGGAGGAUAUUUUUCUACUUUUCAAAUGAGUUUUUCCAAUCAAAUAUAAAUAGUCUAAUAUGACUUCUGCUUCCUUGCAUACUGAAAUUUUGAGAAUUUCUAAGGGUCUUGUUACACAGAUGUGGUCUGUCUGAUGCUCAGUAUAGUUGCCUGAUUAUUCAAUCAUGUUUUGAAUCUAAUCAAGUGGCAAGAUACUUCCUGUUAUCAAACAGUUUCCCUUUCUCAUUCAUGUCACCAUCCCUUUGUCAAAUGUAAAUUAGUUAAUGUUCAUAGCUUUGGUAUGAAAUAUUUAUAUCAAAACUAUUGAAAUGACAAUCAUUCAUAUAUAUAUGAACCCCCCCCCCCCCAACAUUUUCUUUGGCUAUGUACCUGUAGCACUGCAUGCUUUACUUAUUUUAUUUGAACAAUAUAAUCUUUAUCAUAAAUUUUGUAUGACCUUGACAUGCCCAGAAAAAGAGCUGUGUAAGUAGUUUAUAAUUAAAUUAAUACAGUAUAUGUACUGUCUUGUUCAUACUUUGGUAAUAAUAGUCUUUACUUUCAUUUCUAGAUAGAGGCUACUUGUUAUCGACCUCUAAUUAUACUUCUUUUCUUUUUUAAUGGUAAUGGUAGUUCCUCCUGGGUUCUUAUUUAGUUUUACCUUUAGAGAUUUUCAUUUUUGUUGCGUUAAUCACAAAUGGACUUUUGUUGACAGAUGAUAUUUCAGUAUCUUUUUUUAUUUCUUGCAUAACUGUUACCAUAGCCCAAUUGUAUUUUUUAUUUGAACUGUGGGUGAUUUUUUAAAAUCAGUUUGUGAUCUAUUUGAUAGUUUGUUUUUGUUGUGCCGGCUUUCUUGGCAGUCUACUGUAAACCCUGCUUGAUUGAUCACAUUCUACUUCUAUGAUCCAGGCUGUCGGCAGUAAGUUCCACCUGAUUGGCCAGUCUACCUGUGCUGAAAGGUGGGGUAGGGAUCGCAAGUGACCAGGCUCUGGGUGCAUUUAGAUCAAAGGUGGUGGUGUUUACUGUUGCGGUGUAUUGAUGGGUGGACUGUUUCAUUUUGCAAUGGUAAAGAUAAUUGACAAGUGAGUUAUGACAAAAAGUGACUAAAUAGGAUGAUGUCGACGGCCAGGCACUGGAUACAUUUAGAUAAAAAACGAUCAUAGAUCAAAUGUGCAAGUUGCAUUUAGAAACUGAGAGAUUCAAUGUUUCAUUCACGUGCAUUUUGAAACCUGAAAAGAUGUAUUUGAAAGAAUUUUAAAACACCAUCCUUCCUACAGAAGAAGCCUCCAAGACAGUCCCAAGCCUGUAUAAUUAGUAUAAAAACAGAUAGACCAUCAAGCAGAACAGUUGUCAGGCUGGUUAGGUGGUAGACAAUCAAGGAGAACAGAAGGAUUGUGGUACAGAUAGACCAUCAAGCAGAACAGUUGUCAGGCUGGUUAGGUGGUAGACAAUCAAGGAGAACAGAAGGAUUGUGGUAGACCGUCAAUUGAUUGGCACAGGUUUUGUAAUGCCACUGUUAUUUUUCUUAAUUUACUUUACUUUAAAUUUGCUCUUUAUUUGUUUGGUUUUACACAUUUUUCAGUUUAUUUUUUAAAAUCAGGUUUUGGAUGUCAAAGCUCCAACACCAUGGAAUAUUAAGGUUCUCAGAAAGUGGAUGUGGGUAUUUAUUGUUCCUCGAUGGAAUGUGUUUCAUAUUUUCAAGUAGGUGGCACAAUUAUGGUCCCUUAAUGUUUGUUUUAUGCUAAUGUCUUUCACCAAUUUUAUCUUUUAGAUAAGGUUUGGAGUAUACAUUUUUCUGAGAAUACAAAAUUACAUGAUUUGCUGUUUUCUUUUCUCUCUUGUUCCAACUGUGAUUUACCAAAAGAUGUCUAACCUCUUGAUUUUUUUUUUCCGCAUCUGUGCAAAAUUAGAUCUUGUGAAUACCACUUUGUUGUACAAAAAUAGAAAAAUUUUUCUUGCACAGGAAGACAUUACGUUCUUUUCGUGAUGUGCUUAUAUAAACAUAUUGGUGCCUGUCCAUAGUUUUGAAAAAAAAAUUACUUCCUUUUAAAAUUUUGAGGUAAAGUAUAGUGACUGUAUAGCAAAGCUGAGUUCUGAAGAAAGAAAGAAAAUCUAUUUGAACUAUUUGUUUUCUUUUUUCUUUUUAAGAGAAGGCAGUUAUAGGGUGAUUUAUGAUUGAUCUGAGUGCCAUUUCAAUUUAAUUUGUGUUGGUACUUCUCGUAAUGAAAAGGUAGUGAUUACUCCUCUGUUUUGUGGUUUACUCCUUUGGUCCAUGUCAGUGAAGAUUUAGUUAUUAUAUGAAACUAGUUGGACUAAAAUUUUUAAGAAUGAUAAUAAUAUGGAAAAAUAGUUCUUGAUGAUAACUUAAACGGACUUCUUGAUUUUGAGCAAGAAGCUUUAGUACAUGACAAAAGUGGACAGAUUGGUUCAGCAGCCACCAUGCAAUUAAUUAACCGAAAGUAAGAGCGUUUCUGUCUUUUAGCCGGAAGCAUUUGAAAAAGAAUCUGUUUAGUUGAAUUUUUAUUUUGUUUUUUUGUAAAGGUCAUUACAGUGCACUUCAUUCUGUUCUAGAUAUUUAAGUGAUGCAUACAUGAUUUGGAAAUACUUUUUGCUUGAAGUUUUCUUUCCCUGUUAAUCUAUGAAUUUACUACUCAAAUAUGAAUAUUUUUAAUCUACUUUCUAGUGCAAUACUAAUUGUUUUACCUUGAACAUCUUUCACAUUUCUCUUGUAUCGUUACUUGCGAUGAAUGAGCCCACCAUAUCAAAUAUUCUGUGACAAUCUGACUUUCCUUACAUUAAUUUUUAUAGCUUAAGUAAGUCAAUUUUGUAACAUUUCCAUUGUACCAAAGACCAAAUUUUGUCAAUGCUAGGACAAGAUCACUUACUUAUAUAUGUAUACACAGACUUUCUGUACAUUGUUACACAAGCAUUGGUGGUUUGUUCUUGUUUCAAUACACUUUCUGAAGUGUUGUUUUCACAGACCUUACACAGUAAAACUGUAAUAAAAGCCAAGCAUAUAGGUGGACCAUGAUGCUCUGGGUGAAAGAUCAGUUGGUAUUGGUAUUGUGCCUGUUUUAGUUGGGGACCAGUUGAGCAUUAACUUCUGAAAAGUCUGGCUUUGACUGCACAAGAUCACCUCUUGACUUUGAGUAAAUACUGUUUUUAUUGACCCCUGUGGGGAAAUUUGGUGCGCCAAGAUGUGUAUAAUGAUAUGUAUAAUUAGAAGUUACUUUACCAUCACAUUUAACAGUUUUACAGUAUAGACAAAACAAUAAUGCCAUUGCUGGCCACUACAGGACAGCGCCCUGUUUUGUAAAAUUGGCUUCUCAUGUUUGGCUCAUGGAUGCACCCAGUCACUGGAGUAGUUAACCACUGAAGCCCCCAGAAUAUGUGAGAAUAACUCCAAGACACUAGUUUUCUUGUCUGAGAUUUUUCCUUCGAUUGAGCGAAAGUCAGCUUUCCUCACGUAGACUUUUGUUUCUAGUUUGAAGAAUUUGGACUUUCUCCCAGGGUAAAUUUUCCAUUUUCUAAGUGAAACCUUUUUUGAUUACAUUUGUAAAUAUUAGUCAAUAUGGUGGGCUUUUAUGUGAUGAAAUAAUCCACCAUGAGGAAGCUAAAUAGAGUCAAUACUUAAAAGAUUUAGACAGAGAUGCCAUUUUGUAGAAAUAUUCAUGACUGACACUGAUAUAAUGAUUAGGAAGUACAGAUACCCACAUUGAUUUUUAAAAGCAAAAUAAGACAAAUCCAUGCUAAAAAUGGUCAAGCUUUCUUGUACAGAAGCAAACACCCGGUAGUGUUGCUGUUGAAAUCAGUUUGUCAGUUGACAUGCGUAACUUUCUUUGUGGUUCGCUCUAUUAAAAAAAUUUUUUUUUUCGUUUGAAAUUCAGUGUUACCAUGGAUUUAAACACUGUUAUCGAUCUGAUUAUAUAAUUUAUAUUACAAUGUAAGUACUAUAAUUAUGGAAAUAUUUUCAGACUUCUUGCUUUCUCUGUGUCUUCUGUCAUGUUUGUGGGUCUUAUUCUUUACUUGUCAUUAUCAAAUCAAUAUGUGUUGAGUCCACUAAGUUCAUAUUUAAUUUGCAAUUUUGUAACAUCGGAAAAUUAUGUGGUGAAAUAAUUCAUUCUUUUGUAUUUUUAUAUUUAUUAACCAUUAGCAAUGUUUUUUUUUUAAUUUUUACCAUAGCAAUACUGUAUUGAUUUCAUGUGCAGCACUCAAAUGAUGAUUGCCUAUUCAAUUCUAGGAACAUAAUUUUUUUUUUUCGCAAUGUGAUAGAAAAAUGGGGAUACCUUCUAAAAUAAUAAAUGAAUCUAGCUG
Messenger RNA from Aplysia californica (California sea hare), 7380 nucleotides. Its product is annotated as E3 ubiquitin-protein ligase TRIM56. The transcript has 3 exons. Gene Ontology annotation, molecular function: zinc ion binding; ubiquitin-protein transferase activity. The record is from RefSeq and is a predicted model, not a curated record. NCBI's taxonomy places the organism in Eukaryota, Metazoa, Mollusca, Gastropoda, Aplysiida, Aplysiidae. Gene Ontology annotation, biological process: positive regulation of DNA-templated transcription. Gene Ontology annotation, cellular component: chromatin; nucleoplasm. The coding region runs from base 227 to 1552 and encodes 441 amino acids.